AUGGACAUACCAUUCCUGCGCGGACGUCACAAGAAGGGACAGAUCCGACAAGUCAUAAAGGAGGCCAGGGCCGAAGAAAAGGCUAAGCGCGGGGCCGGGACUGAUCCCCAAGAAGCCCAAGUAUUCUGCUCGCGCUGCCAACCUCACCCCAAAGGUCAAGGGGAGCGUAUGAAGCACCCAAAGUUCCGAAAAUCAGGCGAGGAGACUGUAGCCGACAUGAUAUGGCGGUAUUUCCGCCGUAAGGAUAAAUAG
Messenger RNA from Penicillium vulpinum, 252 nucleotides. RefSeq lists its product as uncharacterized. Lineage: Eukaryota; Fungi; Ascomycota; Eurotiomycetes; Eurotiales; Aspergillaceae. The transcript is spliced from 3 exons. The record is from RefSeq and is a predicted model, not a curated record. The coding region runs from base 1 to 252 and encodes 83 amino acids.